Messenger RNA from Hippopotamus amphibius kiboko, 1299 nucleotides. It is a transcript of the gene BECN2, whose product is annotated as beclin 2. Gene Ontology annotation, cellular component: phosphatidylinositol 3-kinase complex, class III, type II; phagophore assembly site; phosphatidylinositol 3-kinase complex, class III, type I. Bases 1 to 1299 code for a protein of 432 amino acids. NCBI's taxonomy places the organism in Eukaryota, Metazoa, Chordata, Mammalia, Artiodactyla, Hippopotamidae. Gene Ontology annotation, biological process: autophagosome assembly; autophagy; cellular response to nitrogen starvation. The record is from RefSeq and is a predicted model, not a curated record. The transcript has a single exon.
AUGUCCUCUCUCCGCUUCAUUUGCCAGCGCUGCAGCCAGCCCCUGAAACGGAAUCAGUCUAUGGAGAUGUCCCAAGAACCUGAAGCUUUGAUGCUCAUCUCAGCUCAGGGGGAGCCAGGAGAAACUCAGGAGGGAGGCCCUCCUUCCAGGGAGAAGGCAGAUUUUGAAAAUCUAAAUGAUAGUGCCUCUUGCAGGACCCUUCCUGGCCUCCCUGGAAGAAGGAUGUCCUGGGACAAUUCCAACAACUUCAUCCUGCUUGGGAAUUUGGGCUCCGUGAGAACUAUCAAUAGCAGGCAGAAGGCUGCUAGUGACAUUUUUGACAUCCUCUCCGGUGAAAGAGAUGUGGACCACCCCCUUUGUGAGGACUGUACUGACAAUCUUUUAGAGCAACUGGAUGUUCAAGUCACCAUCACAGAAUCUGAGAUUCAGAACUACAAAUGCUGUUUGGAGACCAGGGAGUGGAUAAGUGAGGAUGAGAGAGAGACGCUGCAGGAGAAGCUGAAGGGCCUGGAGCUGGAGGAAGCGAGGCUGGUCCAGGAGCUGGAGGAGGUGGAAAAGAACCAAGAAAGAACAGCAGCAGAUCUCAAGGCAGCCCAGGCAGAGACUGAGAUGCUGGACCAACAAGAAAAGCAGUACCGGAAGGACUACAGUAAAUUGAAAUGGCAAAAACUAGAAUUAUAUGAUGCGCUGAGUAGUGUGGAGACGCAGCUAUGGUACUCCCAGAUCCAGUGGGACCAGUUGGAGAAAACCAAUAUUUUUAAUGCCACAUUUGAGAUCUGGCAUGAUGGUGCCUUACCCACCAUCAAUAACUUCAGAUUGGGCUGCCUCCCCACUGUCCCUGUGUGCUGGAAUGAGAUUAACGCGGCCUGGGGACAGACAGCCUUGCUGCUCCUUGCCUUGUCCAAUACAAUUGGACUGGAGUUUCAGAGGUAUCAACUCAUCCCCUGCGGAAACCAUUCCCAUCUAAAAUCUUUAACAGAUGACUGCACUGAGCUGCCAUUGUUCUCUAAUGGGAAGAAUGUUUUCUUGCAUAACAAAUUUGACCAGGCUAUGAUGGCUUUCCUGGACUGCAUGCAGCAGUUCAAGGAAGUGGCUGAGAAAGGUGGGUCAGGUCUCCGUUUGCCCUACAAGAUUCAUGUGAAGAAAGGCCUGAUGGAAGACCCCGGAAGCGGCGGUGGGUUCUAUCCCAUCAGGACCCACUCGAACACGGAGGAGGAGUGGACAAAAGCACUCAAGCUUAUGCUUAUAAAUUUCAAGUGUAGUCUCACUUGGGUCUCCUUAAGGUAUUGCCAAAAAUAA